GCUGGGCGACGAGAGAUGCUCAAGGCCGGCGAGCUAGUGGGAGGGUAAAGGAAGGAAUCAGGCUAAAUAGGGGGUAGACAAGAAGAUCGCCCAGGAGGAAGGAGCGCGUGUGGAGGAAUUGAGGAGGAAUAAAGAAAGGCUAGAGAAGGGGAGCGGGGGAAGAGAGAGAAAUGAUGGAGAGGAAGAGGAACAGGGAGGAGCGAUGCUUCUGCUGCUGCGGCUGCUGACCUCGAAAGACGGGCAGGCAGUGUGGGAGGACCUGCUUCUUAGCCCCCCUGAUCCUGAGGUGGUGGGGAAUGGCUCUGCCCCAGAAGUGGGUCGGGAUGCUUUUGGCUGGGAGUCACCCCAAAGCCAGCAAGAAUUGACUGUCUAAUCCAUCCAAGAGUUCCAAUGAGCUCUCUUCCAAGAUUUGCUGGUAGAACAGCCAACAAACUAGCACCUUCCCAAGAUGGCGGAGGCUCACCAGGCUGUGGCGUUCCAAUUCACUGUCUCUCCAGAAGGGAUUGACCUUCGCCUGAGCCAUGUGGCACUCAAAGAGGUCUACCUCUCAGGCCUGCGGUCCUGGAAGAAGAAAUUCAACAAGCUGCGAAACAGUUUUGUGACAGGCGUGUACCCUGCCAGCCCCUCCAGUUGGCUCUUCAUGGUUACCGCCAUUCUGGUGACGCAGUACUCUCGUCUUGACCCUUCCAUGGGCAUGAUUGGAAAGAUCAAAGAACACUUGCCCGUCAGUGACUACCUAUCAGAUCAGGGUCAGAAUGUCCUCAGUGCUUUGGCCUUUUCCACAGCCUUGUGGCUGGCUCUUAUCUUCACCAUGCGUACCAUCCUGAAGAUGUUGCUCUGCUACCAUGGCUGGAUGUAUGAGGAACAUGGCAAGAUGUCCAACACAACUAAGGUCUGGCUGGCUCUGGUCAAAAUUUUUGCUGGAAGGAAGCCCAUGCUAUAUAGUUACCAGGCCUCACUGCCCCGCUUGCCUGUGCCAGCCAUAAAGGAUACAAUGCAGAGGUAUCUAGAAUCCAUACGUCCCCUGAUGAAUGAUGAUGAGUUCCAGCGAAUGACUGCUCUUGCCCGUGACUUUGAACGGACCUUGGGACCGCGGUUGCAGUGGUACCUCAGGAUUAAGUCUUGGUGGGCUUCCAACUAUGUGAGUGACUGGUGGGAAGAGUAUGUCUAUCUCCGUGGACGAGGCCCCCUGAUGGUAAAUAGCAACUAUUACGUCAUGGACUUCCUGUAUGUAACCCCCACCCCAGUCCAGGCUGCUCGUGCCGGGAACAUUGUCCAUGCCAUGUUGUUGUAUCGACGGAAACUCACUCGAGAGGAGAUCAAGCCACUGAUGAUCCAAGGUUGUCUGCCCAUGUGCUCGGCUCAGUAUGAACGCAUGUUUAACACAACUCGUAUCCCAGGCAUGGAGGGAGACAGCAUCCAGCAUCUACGAGACAGCAAGCAUAUUGUGGUGUAUCAUGCUGGGCGCUUCUUUAGGAUCUGGCUGUAUCACAAUGGGCGGCUCCUGGGCCCACGUGAGCUCCAAGCACAGUUUCAGUUCAUCCUGGAUGAUCCCACACCACCUCUGCCCGGUGAGGAGAAACUGCCUGUCCUAACUGCUGCCGAAAGAGACCCCUGGGCCCGGGCCCGCCAAGUCUACUUCCAGACGGGGAGGAACCAGCAAUCGCUGAGCAUCGUGGAGAAAGCUGCCUUCUUUGUCACCCUGGACACUAGUGAGCAGGGGCUCUGUGGCCCAAAACCAGAUCAGGCGCUGGACGCCUAUGCCAAGUCCCUGUUGCACGGACGCUGCUGUGACAGGUGGUUUGAUAAGUCUUUCACGCUGAUCAUUUACCGCAAUGGGAAGGCCGGAAUGAACACAGAACACUCGUGGGCUGAUGCACCCAUUGUUGGACAUCUCUGGGAGUACACCCUUGCUACAGAUGCGUUCCAGCUGGGUUAUGAUGCUGAUGGGAAUUGCAAAGGCAGCAUGGACACCAGCAUCCCUUCACCCCAAAAGCUGCAGUGGGAGAUCCCACCAGAGUGCCAGCGGGUGAUCCUACAGUCCCUCAGUGUGGCCCAGACACUGGCCAGCGAUGUCGAUUUCCACAUCUUCCUCUUCAGGGAGUUUGGCAAAGGCCUGAUCAAGCAAUGCCGCACCAGUCCAGACGGCUUCAUCCAGCUUGCCCUUCAACUGGCACAUUUUCGGGAUAAGAAAAAAUUCUGCCUGACUUAUGAGGCAUCCAUGACACGUCUCUUCCGUGAGGGGCGCACAGAAACAGUCCGUUCCUGCAGCAUUGAGUCCUGCAACUUUGUCAGGGCUAUGAUGGACCCUAAUCAGAAUACUAGUAUAAGGCUACAUCUGUUCCGCGUGGCAGCUGAGAAACACCAGAACCUUUACCGGCAAGCCAUGACGGGUGCUGGCAUUGACAGGCAUCUCUUUUGCCUUUAUGUGGUCUCCAAAUACCUUGGCCUGGACUCCCCCUUCCUGCGAGAGGUGCUGUCAGAGCCAUGGCGCCUCUCCACAAGCCAGACCCCCAUCCAGCAGAUGGAGCUGUUUGACCUCAAGAACCACCCGGACUAUAUUUCUUGUGGGGGUGGAUUUGGGCCGGUCGAUGAUAAUGGGUAUGGAGUGUCCUACAUAAUUCUUGGUGAAGAUCUUAUCAACUUCCAUGUGUCAUGCAAAUUCUCCAGCCCAGAAACAGAUGCACACCGGUUUGGAUCAAACAUCCAGAAAGCCAUGAUCGACAUCUUGGCUCUGUUCCAGCUGGACAAAGGCUCCUCUGCCAGUGGUGGCAAGUGACAGAAUAAAUGCCAAGCAGGAUGUUCAGCCAGCCACUGAGACACACUUUGAGUGUGUGUUUCUGUUCUCUGAUCUGAAGGGACAUCUGGAGGGGAGGGGGGGUGCACAGGGGGUCAGGCCUGAGGAUUCCUACAAGCACAAUGGAGGGCAAGACAAUUCUCUUACUUCGAUUUGGAAGUUUGGAGCCUAUACUAAAUCCCAUGGCCCUGUGAGCAAAUGACACUUCCCCCUCAAGUAUUUCCAUUAUUCUAGGGUGGUAGAAGUCUCCUGGUUGGAACUGAUAAUAACCAGAUCUCCUGGGUUCUGGUGGGGCACACGUGUUGGAACAGGAAGCUGGGACUGGAUUAGAAGAGAAGAGUUUGGAAUCAGGGAAGCCAGAAUCCUCUUAAGCGAGCACAGUUGGGGGGGUUGGGGGUUGGAAGGGGUGCUUCCUCUGUCUCCAACAGCUAAGAAGCACUCCUGCUCACCCUACAGCCACUUCAACCUACAGCAGCUGGGCUGCAUCUCCUUUCUUGCUCUUCAUUUUUGAAGGCUUCUGUCCACAUGAUUUUCAUGUCCUCUCAUUCCCAUGAUGCCUUGCAGGUGGGAGGCUGGGUGACGUUUUGAGGAGAGCCUUGUUCCCCAUGCUUCCUUUGCUCUUCCUUCAUUUCUGCAGUAACAGGGAUCCCCACAACUUUCUCAGAGGGGAAAGUCAUAGUCAUUGACUGCAGGGUUUUGCAGAGCACUGAAUGCUUUGGGGGGGACUGAAUUGGCUUCUUGGGAGGCAGGCAGACAAGUUGGCCUUACUCUGUUUCAGUUUGCUAGAGUCACAAAUAAAAACACAGGGUGGGA
Molecule: messenger RNA, 3610 nt
Organism: Hemicordylus capensis (graceful crag lizard)
Lineage: Eukaryota; Metazoa; Chordata; Lepidosauria; Squamata; Cordylidae
Gene: CPT1C
Product: carnitine palmitoyltransferase 1C
Exons: 20
Coding region: 449-2779 (776 amino acids)
Biological process (GO): carnitine metabolic process; fatty acid metabolic process
Cellular component (GO): mitochondrion
Molecular function (GO): carnitine O-palmitoyltransferase activity
Source: RefSeq, a predicted model, not a curated record